AUUCAGGCUCUCCGGCAUCUCACGCAUCGCUGGAGGCUAUACGCCAGAACUAGUGACAGCGCGACAUAACCAAGGUCGUCUUUACACUUCGGCAGCCUCGAGGUAGCACAGGGUGAAGCACCGCUGCUCUUUACGUCGCCAACACAGAGGAACAGCAAGCCAGCUAAAACAGGCAAAGACAAGACAUCCGCGGCCUUAGACCCGAACACAAUGGCCUCGGACGACGACAAGUCCCGCAGCCGCAGCCGCUCCGCCGACAGCCGCCGCAAGUCGCGCAAGAGCGAUGACGACAAGUCCCGCUCCCGCUCCCGCUCCCGCUCUCCAGCGAGGGAAAACCAGGAACGCGUCACGAAGGUCAUCGACAUCGCGACCGACGACGCCGCCUUCGUGCUUGGUAGAGGCGGCGCCACGAAAAGAAAGAUCGCGCGCGUCUCGGGAGCCAAUAUCGAGCUCGACGAACACGCUUUAACGAUCACGCUGAACGGCACGGAGAAGCAGUGCAACCACGCCAUCGACUACAUCGACUUCAUCAAGCAGCAGCGCGUCGGGCCCGUGACGAUCGACAUGGAAAGAUCCCGAGGGGAUUUCACGGGGUACACGGUCCCCGGCGACUGCAUCGGCUUCGUCAUGGGGCGCAACGGCCAGACGCUCAGAAGCAUGGAGGAGGAGUGGGGCGUGCUCAUGUUCUUCGCGAAGACUGAAGGGUCGCAGCGCGGUCCGCGACGCAGCGUGGAAAGGCGCUUCAAUCUAGCUCAUACGCCAUCGACGCGACUCGUCUCCGUCAGAGAAUGCGCUGGGUGGUCUCGUUUCCGAUUUUGAGCUCCGUCCGCACGCAGGUGAUGAUGAGCAGCUCUGCAUCUUCGGGCCGCUGGCGGCGCGGAGAGGCGCGGAGCUGAAGACCAUGUCCGCCGUCGAGCACAAGCACCCGGGCUACUGCGUCUCCUCGAAGGGUGAGCUGCGGGACGUCGAUCGCGUGCCAGGCGAUGAAGAUGAGGGCGGCUGGGGCAUCGACACCGUGCCGCUGACGGACGACUCCUUCUCCUACGCUCUCGGGGCGCGCGGGUCGACGCGUCGUAAAUUAGCGGCGGCUUCCGGGUGUAUUAUCGAGUACGUCGGGCGGUUGGCGUGCUUCGCGGGCUACCGCCAAGAUAGAAGACGGGGCAAGGACUACCUCAGAUGGCUCCUAGAACAAAGGACCGGUCAAUCGGUGGUCGACAACCCGAAAGAUAGAGAUGAUUGCAAAGUGGUGAAAGUUCCGACUUCGAGCGUCGGCUUCCUGACGGGCUAUCGGGGCGAGUCGCUGCGGGCGAUCGAACGGGAAAGCAGCACGUUCAUGUUCACGGACGGGGAUGGCAGAGGAAGCGGCGAGAGCGAGAAUUUGUUGAUCUUCUCCUUUAGCAGAGGUGCGCGCGACCACGCCGCGGACAUUGUGGAAGACCGCAUCCGCCACCACAAGCAGAUCGGACGAGGUGGUGGUGGCCCUGGUGGUGGGUACAAUGAUGGCCCGAGGGGCUACGGCGGCCCGCCCGGCGGAUUCGGAGGUGGCUAUGGCGGGCCGCCGAGAGGUCCGCCGAUGGGCUACGGUGGAGGCUACGGCGGGCCGCGGGGCCCGCCGAUGGGUGGAGGCUACGGUGGUGGCUAUGGCGGCGGCGGCGGCAACUACGGCGGCUACGGCCAGGGCGGCGGCGGCGGCGGCGACCGCCGCGGCCGGUCGCGCUCGCGCGACCGCAAGCGCUCGAGCCGCCGCCGCCGCGACGACUCGGACUCGUCGCGCUCGCGCUCGCGCUCGCGCGGCCGCCGCCGCCGCCGCGACUAGACGCCGACCGGCCGCGCGACCUGAACCCCUCCCCCCCUCGGCGCGCACGAAGCUCCUCCUCCCCUACAACAACACGCUUCCUCUCUUUGUUCACGAGGCGUGACCGGCCUCUAUCCACAUCGGUCUCGGGGGGAACACUUCGACACGCACUCGUCCUCAACUCUCCUGGAGAUCCUCCGGUCCGAGUCGUCGAGGAGGAAGUGCUCGGGCGGGGGGCUCCAUGCACGCAUCGUCACGGACUCGUCACGGUCGCCCCGGCCGCCCGGACUUCCGCCCGGCGUCGUGGGUAGGUUGCGACGGACGCUGCGUCGUGCGGGGACGUGCUGCUGCAGGGUCACAACAUUAAAUUUUUAACUGUCCAGUGUACGUAGUUCCGGAAUAGAACUCGAGGACCACGGACUUGGACGACGUCGCGAUA
Molecule: messenger RNA, 2234 nt
Organism: Pelagomonas calceolata
Lineage: Eukaryota; Pelagophyceae; Pelagomonadales; Pelagomonadaceae
Source: the annotation of a GenBank genome assembly